Messenger RNA from Phragmites australis (common reed), 2719 nucleotides. Its product is annotated as YTH domain-containing protein ECT2-like. The coding region runs from base 272 to 2386 and encodes 704 amino acids. The record is from RefSeq and is a predicted model, not a curated record. Gene Ontology annotation, cellular component: cytoplasm. The transcript is spliced from 7 exons. Gene Ontology annotation, molecular function: mRNA binding. Gene Ontology annotation, biological process: mRNA destabilization. NCBI's taxonomy places the organism in Eukaryota, Viridiplantae, Streptophyta, Magnoliopsida, Poales, Poaceae.
UCUCCUGGACCUCUGAUCUCUUCCUGGACGUUGCCGCUCCAUGUGUUGGUUCCUGGUCGCUGGGAUCGUGGAGAAGGGGAUCUCAUUGGUUGGGGCAGAGCGCGGCGUUAGGAUGUACAUGGUGCGGGAUCUCUGACGGUUUCGUGUGCGGCGGUUUUCGGAUCUAGGGUUUCGGCGCGGUCGUGGCGUGUGACUUGGAGAUCUGCUGUUGAAUUUAGCUGAGUUUGAACAUUGAAGCAUAACAAGGCACUUGUUCCAAAGUAUCAAUUGUAUGGAGAUGGGAAUGACCCCUGAAUUAAUGUAUGGACAAAAUGUUUUUGUUCCUGCUACUGCAAAUCCCUACCAAUAUGGUUAUGCAGAAGUUGGAUCACCUAUGGAAUGGUACAGUCACCAGAGCUCUUUAGGAUACGAUGGUCAAGAUAUUUAUUACCCGACCGAAGGCAUGCAGUGCAUAUACUAUACGGCCCCUGACAAUGGAUCUAUACAUCCUUCCUACAGCCCAUACCCUGCAGAUCCUUCUUUCACAUCCGAUGGCUCAUUUAUUCCCCAAGAAUAUGUUGCUGACACUGCUAACUCGACAUGCCAAAUAGUCCCCCCAUCCUAUUACAUUCCAGCUGUUCUUCCUUAUGCACAAGAUAGUGUCCCUGGAAGCACAACUACACCUCUUCACACCCCUAAUGUUGCAUAUCUUCCUGGUAUGCCAGGUUAUGCUGCAACGUCUGCAAAUGCAGCAUUUCCUUUAAUGGCUCCUGUCACCACAAAAAGUGACAUUGUUGUGAAUCCACCUAUACAGUCUGCUAUUGUCUCUUCAAAGCAAUUUCAGGACCAUGCAAAGCCACCGAAGGUUCAACUGUACAAUUCAGUUGCACCCAAGCAACAACUGCCGGAUGGGUCCAUGGUGCCUGUAAAACUUCCUCAUGUGUCACAGGCAUCCGUGCAUUUUCUUGAAGGAUCAAUAUCUACUGCCAAGCAUUCACCAAAGGCAAAAUUGUCUGGAAACAAUUGCUUUGGAUAUGUGGGUUCUGAUCUUCAGAGGUGGGCUGCUGCCGAGAAAUUUCAGCCUUCAAAGUCGAGUGGCCAUCUGAAUGGUCCUGAUCAGAAGGUGCAUUUAUUGAAUGAACAUAGCUUAGGUGUUCCGGAGAAACUAAGCAAUCAAAGGACCUCUGCCAUAAUUGUAAAAUCUUACACGUCAAGGCUCCCUGUCGGUAAUCCAGAGGGAACAAUCCUUAUCAAAACCGACCAAUAUAACAGAGAUGAUCUCCGAGUGGACUAUACCUAUGCAAAGUUCUUUGUUAUCAAGUCAAUUGGUGAGGCGGAUGUCCACAAAUCAAUCAAGUAUGGUGUAUGGUCAAGUUCCUCCAGUGGAAACAGCAAGCUAGAUAGUGCAUUCAGGGAUGCCGACAGGAUAUCUAGGAGGAAUUCUACCAAGUGUCCAGUUUUCUUGUUCUUCUCUGUGAAUGGUAGUGGGCACUUCUGUGGCAUGGCUGAGAUGGUUGGUCCUGUUGAUUUUCAGAGGGACAUGGACUUUUGGUGUCAGGAUAAAUGGGCCGGUUGCUUUCCUGUGAGAUGGCAUAUUGUCAAAGAUAUACCAAAUUAUUCCUUGCAGCAUAUCACACUGCAGAAUAAUGAAAACAAGCCCGUCACACACAGCAGAGAUACACAAGAAAUACUGUACAUCCCUGGAAUAUCUGUUCUCAAGAUCUUUAAGGAUAUCAAGGUGAAUGAGUGCCUAUUUGAUGAUUUCAUGAAAUAUGAGGAGGAUGAGGCAAGAAUCAAACAGUACAGGAGGUGCAAGCUGAGUCAUAAUGCUCCAGAUUUUGUACCUGUCUCACAGCGUAGAGAUGAUGUAUCUGACACUCAGCAGCAGACAAAAGUCAGCAGCAUUCUGAUAGACAGAACAUUGGAGAAACAAAAUGUGUCCGAGAAGCCACAGGAUCUUAAUAUAAUCAAACAUCAGGAUCCAUGUGUAGAACUUGGUGAAAAACAAGCCAGUGAGGCUGGGAAAGAAAAUGGACAGCAAGAAAACCAUUGUAGUGGCAAGCAGAGUCAGGAGGAUGCAGCGAAAACUAUAACUAACCAGCCACCAACUUCAAGCCUAAAGACAGGUGUGGAUGGGAAACAACAAUACUGGAAGAAGGUUGAAAAUCCACGGCAGCACGCUGGCAGCACUGCCAAUGGCGCAACGAAAGAACCUGAGAAGUGUCUGAAUGGAGUUGGUACCUCGGCAAAUGUUGUUUCAGAGACCAGCCAAGAGCAAAGGAUCAUCGCCAAAGUUGGUUCACUUAAAAUCAGUUCAAAGGUUGUGGAGGUUGACGAUAAGAACUAUGAAGUUGGUGUGGUGACAAUUGGCUCAAUGCCUGUCCGGGUUAGCAAAUGUGAUGGCUAGUGGUAGGUUUCUUUUUUGGUUCACAAUUUACCUUUCCGGGUUUCUUUUGGGGUCCCAGCAAGCAGGGGCUGCUUCAGGUUUCAUUUUCUUUUGGUAGAAUGUCUGUCGUUGAUGGUUCUCCCCCCCCCCCCCCCUCCCCCCCCUUCAUUAUGGCAAGAAAAAAAGAAAAAGAAGGAAGAGGAUAGUUACAUUCUAGUUUCCUGGUGGUGGAGAAAGAUCUAUAAUUUUCCAGCAUUUUGCUGAUGGUUUCUUUUGGAAAGGAAAGAACAGACAAUAUAAGAUGUGUUCUUUUGACAUUAAGAAAAAGAAAGAAGAAAUUGGGUGUUCCGGGUC